This is a messenger RNA of Cladophialophora immunda, 3454 nucleotides long. RefSeq lists its product as uncharacterized. The coding region runs from base 272 to 3034 and encodes 920 amino acids. The record is from RefSeq and is a predicted model, not a curated record. The transcript has 3 exons. NCBI's taxonomy places the organism in Eukaryota, Fungi, Ascomycota, Eurotiomycetes, Chaetothyriales, Herpotrichiellaceae. Gene Ontology annotation, cellular component: endoplasmic reticulum-Golgi intermediate compartment; Golgi membrane; endoplasmic reticulum. Gene Ontology annotation, biological process: endoplasmic reticulum to Golgi vesicle-mediated transport; intracellular protein transport; protein secretion. Gene Ontology annotation, molecular function: structural molecule activity.
CUCCGUACUACUCCAGCACACGUCGGACGCCAUACAAGACGCCACGACAGCAUUGGCUACACGCCAACGUCCUUCUCCCGUUCACGAGACAUCUCCUCGCCUCUUUUCAUAACCUUCCUUCUUUUGACUUUGAUCCUGCGAAAUGAUUCUCCGGUAGUGGCAUCCAGAAACUCGUCCCAGCUGCUCGCGUUCGUGCCCCUACGGCAUCCCUGUCGUCCUGAAUCUCUACCAACCAUCAAUUGAAAGCGUGCCUGGUGCUACUGAGUUCAAAAUGAGUUACGCCAAAAAGGACGAGGAUGCCGAACACUCCGGCUUCAAGCUGGACCGGACUUCUGUUUUUCAAGAUGCUCGACUAUUCAACUCCUCUCCUAUAUCACCUCGAAAAUGCCGAACCCUACUCACCAAGAUCGCCGUCCUCCUGUUCACGGGGGAAAAAUUCCCCACAAACGAAGCAACGACUCUCUUUUUCGGUAUAUCAAAGUUAUUUCAGAACAAGGACCCCUCGCUGCGUCAAAUGGUCUACUUGAUCCUGAAAGAGUUGGCCCACACCGCGGAAGAUGUCAUCAUGUCGACGAGUAUCAUCAUGAAGGAUAUGACUGUGGGCAGUGAGAUUAUCUACAAGGCCAAUGCCAUCCGCGCUCUCUGCAGGAUUAUAGACGCCACCACCGUACAGGGUAUUGAACGGUUAAUCAAAACCGCCAUUGUCGACAAGUCCCCUGCUGUCUCUUCGGCAGCGCUGGUGUCCUCGUAUCAUCUGCUUCCAAUCGCCAGAGAUGUGGUCAGGAGGUGGCAGAGCGAGACUCAAGAGGCCGCUUCCGCCUACAAACCUAGUGGCGGUUUUCUGAGUUUUGGAGGCAGUUCCCAACAUUCGCUGGCCGCCGCAAACACGAAUUACAUGAACCAAUAUCACGCGAUUGGUUUGCUAUAUCAGAUGCGGUCGCACGACCGUAUGGCCCUUGUCAAGAUGGUGCAACAAUACGGCGCUGCGGGAGCGGUCAAGAGUCCAGCCGGAGUCAUGAUGCUGGUUAGGCUAGCCGCUCGCCUCGCCGAAGAGGAUCCCAGUCUAAGAAAACCCAUGAUGCAGAUGUUGGACACCUGGCUACGGCAUAAAAGCGAGAUGGUUAUUUUCGAGGCAGCCAAAGCCAUCUGUAAUAUGCCAGAUGUCACCGACGCCGAGGCCGCUCAGGCUAUCCACGCUCUGCAAUCGUACUUGACUUCGCCGAGGGCGGUCACGAAAUUUGCGGCUAUCCGCAUUCUCCAUUCUUUUGCGUCCUUCAAACCUCAAGCGGUCCAUUCCGCGAAUCCAGAUAUUGAGGCUCUGAUCUCCAAUAGCAACCGGUCGAUCGCUACUUUUGCAAUCACAACAUUACUAAAGACUGGCAAUGAGGCGAGCGUCGACCGGCUCAUGAAGCAAAUAUCCGGUUUUAUGACUGAAAUUACAGAUGAGUUCAAGAUUACGAUUGUCGAGGCUAUCCGGACACUUUGCAUGAAAUUCCCUAGCAAACAAGCCGGUAUGCUUACGUUUUUGAGCGGUAUUCUACGAGAUGAAGGCGGUUACGAAUUCAAACGUGCCGUGGUGGAGAGCAUGUUCGAUCUGAUCAAGUUUGUUCCUGGAAGUAAGGAAGAGACACUCUCUCACUUGUGCGAGUUCAUUGAGGACUGCGAGUUCACCAAACUAGCGGUGCGGAUUCUCCAUCUUAUCGGCGUCGAGGGACCAAAGACGCCGCAACCCACGAAAUACAUCCGGUAUAUCUACAACAGAGUUGUGCUGGAGAAUGCGUUGGUCCGCGCAGCAGCUGUGACUGCCCUUGCAAAAUUCGGCGUGGGCCAGAAGGACCCUGAGGUCAAAAAGAGUGUCGAGGUCCUAUUAACGAGAUGCUUAGACGACACUGAUGAUGAGGUGCGUGAUAGGGCGGCGCUCAAUCUGCGGCUGAUGCAGGAAGAAGACGACAUUGCAGACCGCUUCAUCAAGAAUGACUCGAUGUUCUCGCUGUCAACCUUUGAACACAGACUUGUUAUGUACGUCACAUCCGACGAUAAGGCAGUGUUUGCUAAGGCAUUUGAUAUCAAAUCCGUGCCAGUGGUAUCACACGAACAAGCGCUGGCAGAAGAACGCACUAAGAAACUCAACACCGCUACGCCUACACUGAAGGCGCCGACCACUGGACCUGCAAAACCCAAGGUGAACGGAGCUGCAGAAGGACCCAAUGCCGGCGUAGCAGCCGCACAGAAAUAUACACAGAUCUUCUCCAGGAUACCCGAACUUGCUGCCUAUGGUCCGGUGCUGAAGUCGAGUUCUUUGGUUGACCUUACGGAAAGCGAGACUGAGUACGUCGUGUCCGCCGUGAAACAUGUCUUCAAAGAGCAUAUCGUCGUGCAAUACGACAUCAAGAACACCCUCGAUCAGACCGUCCUUGAGAACGUUACUAUACUAGCCUCGCCCGCCGACGACGAAGAACCCACCCUCGAAGAGGAAUUCAUCAUACCAGCUACGGCUCUGAAAACCAACGAACCUGGCGUCGUCUACGUUGCAUUCCGCCAACUAGGCGCCUUUCCUAUCACCACCUUCACAAACGUCCUUAAGUUCACAAGCAAGGAAAUUGAUCCCACAACAGGCGAGGCCGAAGAAGGAGGCUAUGAAGAUGAAUAUGAGGUAGAGAAUCUAGAGUUGACAGGCGCGGAUUACGUCACUCCCGCAUUCGCAGGCAACUUCGAUCACAUCUGGGAGGGCACAGGAGCCAAUGGAGAGGAAGUCAGCGAGACGUUGGUGUUGGGGAAUGUCAAGACAUUGGCUGACGCCACAGAACAACUCUCGCAAGCCCUGUCUCUGCAGCCUCUCGACGGCACCGACGUGGUGUUAUCCAACACAACUCACACUCUGAAAAUGUACGGCAAGUCUGUCACUGGUGGACGUGUGGCAGCACUCGUGAAAAUGGUGCAUUCGGCCAAGGCCGGUGUUACUGUGAAGGUUAGUGUAAGGACUGAUGAGACAGGAGGUGGUCUUGCGCAGGGCAUCAUUGGGGCGCUCUCCUAAGCACCCAAAACUUGAAUUAAAUGGCAUCCGGAUGGCGAAAGAAAAUCGUUUCGCGUUUCGGUCACCUUCGGGAUGGCAAAGGCAGAGGCAAGGGGCAUGGAGUCUGGCCCACGCUUGGAGAAAACCAGGGCGGUACGCCAUAGAACAAGGAAUGAUUCGGAUAUUCGAAUUCCGUCGAUUGAAGUGGCGUGGCAAGCAGUGAGAAGCAAAUGAUUUGUUCGGUCCACGGGAUUUUAUCCCCUUCAUGUUUGGUACCUAAGCAAUCUCCCAGACCCGGUUGGGAGGGAAAAUGGAAUUACGUUCAAGAGACGAAAAGCCGCAAGGAGAAAAGAACCUCCUCUUCCUGCCACCGAGCAAGUUCAAGCAGGGCGUAACGAACUAUUCGCGCUUCUACAAUACGACUCAUGUAGGUUCACUCAA